Molecule: messenger RNA, 930 nt
Organism: Gregarina niphandrodes
Lineage: Eukaryota; Apicomplexa; Conoidasida; Eugregarinorida; Gregarinidae
Exons: 4
Coding region: 1-930 (309 amino acids)
Source: RefSeq, a predicted model, not a curated record
AUGCAGGGCUCAACUCGAUUAAGGCAACAAUUAGCUUCAAUAAGGCAAAGCAUAAAUAGAUUUGAAGAAGAGCUGGCUCAUGGGAACGAUCGCAAGCAAACAGAAAUUGACAAUAAAUUCGAGGCGGUGAAAACCCGGAUGGAAGGGAUUAACGCCGCCAUCGACGUGGAGGCCAAAAAGGCAACAGUGGAAUGUUCGGAUUUUGUCAGAAAAACGACACAAUAUACUCAGGCAUGCGCGGAUCAUCUCUUAAGGUGGAUGGGUGACACAAUGUCAAAAUACACGCGGCCUCUGACGCAAGUGGCGUCAAAAUUAGACUCAAUUGAAACGAUUUUGCAUAAAGUUGAAGUUGACGGAUCUAAACUAGAGCUAAGGGACGCGGUAAAGAGUUUAAAAAAUGAAUUGGAGCUUCUCAAAUCGAGCAUCAACCAAUUCGCCGUGGAUCAGGACUCCCUGGAGAACGAAUUACUGCGGCGCAUGUUUAAGCUGGAUCAAUUAGUCGACCAACAGGUGAGAGAAAGUCCUAGGUCCUCCAGCAAGGUUAAUGUUGUGCCUUUGUUUGGCACUUUCACCAUGGCCUCCCCUAUUGCCUAUUGGCAGAUGAUAAUGAGCGAGGCAAUAGCUGCACUCAAAGCGCGAUACGAUAUGCUGUCAGCAGAUGGACCAUCUGACGAAUCUAGCUUCAGUUCGACGGCUGUCGAGGCUGCGUUGUCUAGGGGCCAAACAACCAACGACGCCACGUUCCGGAUGUAUGUCGACCAGACGCUUCUCAAUCUCCGCGAGAGCAUCGCGACAUUGUCUCGUGAACGACAGGAAGCCGAUGGUGAAAUUGUGCGGGCCGCAGACAAGUAUACUGGAACGCUUCAAAGGUCACUGGAAGCCGCGACUUCCGUCAAAACGCUUGCAACUGAACUAGCUCGCGAUACAUAG